AUGCUAUGUACACAUAAGCACCCACAUACAUUAUUGCAUAUACCCAUAAUCAUAUCUAUCUAUCUAUCUAUCUAUCUAUCUAUCUAUCUAUCUAUCUAUCUAUCUAUCUAUCUAUCUAUCUAUCUAUCCAGCUCCCUCCUUUUCAUAUCUAUCUAUCUAUCUAUCUAUCUAUCUAUCUAUCUAUCUAUCUAUCUAUCUAUCUUUACGGUGGAUACAUCACGCCUUCUUUUUGUUCUGCUCCUCCUCCUUCUACUUAUCCUCGUUUUCUUCUUCUUCUUCUUCCCCUCCCUCUUCUUCUUCCCCUCCCCCUUCUUCUUCUUCUUCUUCCCCUCCCCCUUCUUCUUCUUCUUCUUGACUUUUCCUCCAGCUGUACAUAAGAAUCUAUCUAUCUAUCUAUCUAUCUAUCUAUCUAUCUAUCUAUCUAUCUAUCUAUCUCAUUCUGUUCAGAUCUAUCUAUCUAUCUAUCUAUCUAUCUAUCUAUCUAUCUAUCUAUCUAUCUAUCUAUCUAUCUCAGUGUUUCUCUUUUCUUCUCUCUCCACUACUAAGCCUCCUUCUCUCUGUGUAUCUCUCUGUGUCUCUCUAUCUAUCACAGCAUUUCUCUUUUCAUCUUUCUCUUUCAAGCCCCUCUCCUUAUCUAUCUAUCUAUCUAUCUAUCUAUCUAUCUAUCUAUCUAUCUAUCUAUCUCCCCUCUCUCUAUCUAUCUAUCUAUCUAUCUAUCUAUCUAUCUAUCUAUCUAUUACAGUGCCUCUCUUUUCUUCUCUCUCUACUACUAAUCUAUGUACAAGCUUCAUUCUCUGUGUGACUGUCCCCCUCCUUAUCUAUCUAUCUAUCUAUCUAUCUAUCUAUCUAUCUAUCUAUCUAUCUAUCUAUCUCACCUCUCCCUAUCUAUCUAUCUAUCUAUCUAUCUAUCUAUCUAUCUAUCUAUCUAUCUAUCUAUCUAUCUCAGUGUUUCUCUUUUCUUCUCUCUCUACUAAUAAUCUUUCUACAAGCCUCUCCCUAUCUAUCUAUCUAUCUAUCUAUCUAUCUAUCUAUCUAUCUAUCUAUCUAUCUAUCUAUCUAUCAUGGCCUUGUUGGAAUCAUUAUUCCGUCAUUUUGAUUCUAAUGUCCGAUGAAAGAAUGAAACGAUAUGCAAUCGCAGCCUACACGGCAAUAAGCAUAACGUCAGCCACAAGAGCACUUCUACCAUUCUCACAUAUCUUCAUAUUUCCUGAAAGCGCCAAGAAGCAGUCAUCAAUGUGUCCUUGA
Molecule: messenger RNA, 1245 nt
Organism: Acanthosepion pharaonis
Lineage: Eukaryota; Metazoa; Mollusca; Cephalopoda; Sepiida; Sepiidae
Source: the annotation of a GenBank genome assembly